ACAAGAAGUGAGGUUAAUUAUUGUUAUUUCUUGUCUUGUUGAGAAUUUGGUCAUUUGGUCGGUUUUGUUAAAUUGUGAAAAGGAAAAAAUCUGUGCAAAAAAAUGGCUUUAUCUGUACCCAAAGCACCCGGCGUUGCCCAAAUGAUGAAGGAAGGAGCCCGUAUGUACAGCGGUUUGGAAGAGGCUGUUUAUCGUAAUAUUACCGCCUGCAAAGAGUUUGCAACAACCAUGCGCUCCGCCUACGGACCCAACGGCAUGAACAAAAUGAUCAUCAAUCAUAUUGAAAAGCAAUUUGUGACCAGUGAUGCUGGCACUAUUAUGCGCGAAUUGGAUGUAGAACAUCCAGCUGCCAAACUUAUGGUUAUGGCCAGUGAAAUGCAAGACGCUGAGGUUGGUGAUGGCACCAACUUUGUGGUGAUUUUUGCUGGAGCUUUGCUUGAAAGAGCCGAAGAACUUUUGCGUUUGGGCAUUACAACCGCCGAAAUUGCUGAUGGCUAUGAAAAGGCCAUGGAAAAAUCUUUGGAAAUUUUGCCCAAAUUGGUGUGCCACGAAAUUAAGGAUUUCCGUGAUUUGGCUCAAGUUAAGGAGUGCUUGCGUGCCGCCAUUAUGUCCAAACAAUAUGGCCAAGAAGAUUUCCUCACCGAUUUGGUGGCCAAGGCCUGUGUUGCCAUUUUACCCAACCAGGGUACCUUCAAUGUGGACAACAUUCGUGUCUGCAAAAUCUUAGGCAGUGGUUUGUCCAAGUCCGAAGUUGUUAACGGUAUGGUUUUCAAGCGUUUCGUUGAGGGUGAUGUUUCCUUUGCCGAAAAAGCUAAAGUAGCCAUUUUCUCCUGCCCCGUUGAUAUCAUUCAGACCGAAACCAAGGGUACUGUGUUGAUCAAAUCCGCCGAUGAACUUAUGAACUUCUCAGCUGGUGAAGAGAAUUUGUUGGAGAGCCAAAUUAAGGCUAUUGCCGAUACCGGUGCCAAGGUAGUGGUGUCCGGCGGUAAAGUUGGUGAUAUGGCUUUACAUUUCCUCAACAAAUACAAUUUGAUGGCUGUGCGCUUGAACUCCAAAUUCGAUUUGAGACGUUUGGCUCGCGCCGUCAAUGGCACAGUGUUGCCACGCGUUACCACCCCCAGCCAGGAAGAGUUGGGCUACUGCGACAAGGUUUGCAUCGAAGAAUUGGGUGAUACUGCUAUUGUAGCUUUCAGAAACGAAGGCAAAGACUCACGCAUCGCCACCAUUGUGGUUCGUGGUGCCACCGAUAACUUCAUGGACGAUAUUGAACGCGCCAUUGAUGAUGGUGUCAAUAACUUCAAGUGUUUGUCACGCGAUGGCCGUUAUGUAGCCGGUGCUGGCGCUGUCGAAAUUGAAUUGGCCACACAAAUUGCCGCCUAUGCUGAUACCCUACCCGGUUUGGAACAAUACGCUGUCAGACGUUUUGCCACCGCCCUAGAAGCCUUCCCCAAGGCUUUGGCCGAAAACACCGGCAUCAAUGGCACCGAAAUCGUCAAUCAAUUGUAUUUGGCCCACAAAGAAGCUGCCGGCAAAAAUAUCGGCUUAAAUAUUGACGCAGAGAAAGCCGAAACCUACGAUGUGACCACCAAUAAAAUUUUUGAUCUUUUCCAAGCCAAAUACUGGGGCAUUAAGUAUGCUGUAGGUGCUGCCAACACAAUCCUCAAAGUCGAUCAAAUCAUUAUGGCUAAACGUGCUGGUGGACCCAAACCCCGUCAAAAUGCCGGCAGUGAUGACGAAAGUUAAAUUUAGUUUUCUCUUACGUACAAAAUCAUUUGGCAUUUUAUUUUUCCUACGUUUUACUAAUAUUUUAGCUAUCGCAUUGUUUUAGGUCUUUUUCAUUCUACAAAAAAAAUAAUAUGUUUUUCUCACAACUCACCUUUAUUGUAUUAAUCCUUAAUUUUAGUUUCGAAAUAAACUUCUAAGGAUUUCUUUUUUUGUUUCUAGUUUUACUUAAUGUUUAACAUAAUUUUGAAAGCUUCAUUCAUACAUAUUGCAAGUCCUAUGAACAAUUAAUUUUGCAAUUAAAAAAACACUAAAAAGAAAAAAUAAAAUAUAAAAAAAUCAUAAAUAAUCAAAUAAAAAAGAUAUUUAUAUAAAAAAAAAAUACAACAAAAAAACUUAAAAAGGAUAAAA
Calliphora vicina (urban bluebottle blowfly) is the source of this 2133-nucleotide messenger RNA. It is a transcript of the gene CCT8, whose product is annotated as chaperonin containing TCP1 subunit 8. Lineage: Eukaryota; Metazoa; Arthropoda; Insecta; Diptera; Calliphoridae. Gene Ontology annotation, molecular function: ATP binding; ATP-dependent protein folding chaperone; ATP hydrolysis activity. Gene Ontology annotation, cellular component: chaperonin-containing T-complex. The record is from RefSeq and is a predicted model, not a curated record. Bases 103 to 1743 code for a protein of 546 amino acids. Gene Ontology annotation, biological process: protein folding. The transcript is spliced from 3 exons.